Molecule: messenger RNA, 7212 nt
Organism: Balaenoptera ricei (Rice's whale)
Lineage: Eukaryota; Metazoa; Chordata; Mammalia; Artiodactyla; Balaenopteridae
Gene: WDR35
Product: WD repeat domain 35
Exons: 27
Coding region: 105-3617 (1170 amino acids)
Biological process (GO): non-motile cilium assembly; intraciliary retrograde transport; protein localization to cilium
Cellular component (GO): intraciliary transport particle A; non-motile cilium
Molecular function (GO): protein binding
Source: RefSeq, a predicted model, not a curated record
CGACCGGAGCUUCCAAGAGCCGCGGGUACUAGCGAUUGGCGGCUUAGAAGAAGUUUCCUGUGCCGGGCUUUAUCUACUGGCGUCGUCCUCUCGGGGUUCCCAGAAUGUUCUUUUACUUGAGCAAGAAAAUUGCCAUUCCCAAUAAUGUGAAGCUGAAAUGUAUAUCUUGGAACAAGGACCAAGGAUUCAUAGCAUGUGGUGGUGAAGAUGGAUUACUGAAGGUUUUGAAAUUAGAGACACAGACAGAUGAUGCAAAAUUGAGGGGUCUUGCAGCCCCUAGUAACCUUUCUAUGAAUCAGACUCUUGAAGGUCAUAGUGGUUCUGUUCAAGUUGUAACAUGGAAUGAACAAUAUCAGAAGUUGACUACCAGUGAUCAAAAUGGUCUUAUCAUUGUUUGGAUGUUAUAUAAAGGCUCUUGGUAUGAGGAGAUGAUCAACAAUAGAAAUAAAUCAGUGGUUCGAAGCAUGAGUUGGAAUGCUGACGGACAGAAGAUCUGCAUUGUAUACGAGGAUGGGGCUGUGAUAGUUGGUUCAGUGGAUGGGAAUCGCAUUUGGGGAAAAGACCUGAAGGGUAUACAGUUAUGUCAUGUAGCAUGGUCCGCAGAUAGUAAAAUCUUACUUUUUGGAAUGGCAAAUGGAGAAAUACAUAUUUAUGAUAAUCAAGGGAAUUUUAUAAUGAAAAUGAAACUGAGUUGUUUGGUGAAUGUCACUGGAGCAAUCAGUAUUGCUGGAAUUCACUGGUACCACGGCACAGAAGGCUAUGUGGAGCCACAUUGCCCCUGCCUUGCGAUUUGUUUUGACAAUGGCAGAUGCCAAAUAAUGAGGCAUGAGAAUGACCAAAAUCCUGUUUUAAUUGAUAGUGGCAUGUAUGUAGUAAGUAUCCAGUGGAACCACACUGGCAGCGUGUUAGCUGUGGCAGGCUCCCAGAAGGCCAUCACUCAGGACAAAGAUGUAAACACUGUGCAGUUUUACACUCCAUUUGGUGAGCAUCUGGGUACUUUGAAGAUUCCUGGAAAGCAGAUGUCUGCACUAUCUUGGGAAGGAGGUGGACUGAAAAUUGCACUAGCUGUUGAUUCUUUUAUAUAUUUUGCAAAUAUUCGACCCGAUUAUAAGUGGGGAUAUUGCUCAAACACUGUAGUUUAUGCUUAUACCAGACCUGAUCGUCCAGAGUACUGUGUUAUCUUUUGGGAUACAAAAAACAAUGAGAAAUAUGUUAAGUAUGUGAAGAGUCUAAUUUCUAUUACUACUUGUGGAGAUUUCUGCAUUUUGGCUACAAAAGCUGAUGAAAAUCAUCCUCAGUUCGUGCUAGUUCUUUGUAAUUCUAUUGGCACACCUCUGGAUCCCAAAUACAUUGAUCUUGUACCAUUGUUUGUUACAAUGACCAAAACCCAUGUGAUAGCAGCUUCAAAAGAAGCAUUUUAUACCUGGCAGUAUCGUGUGGCAAAGAAGCUCACAGCAUUGGAAAUUAAUCAGAUCACCCGGUCUCGAAAAGAAGGGAGAGAAAGAAUUUAUCAUGUUGAUGAUACUCCUUCUGGAUCGGUGGAUGGUGUGCUUGAUUAUAGUAAAGCCAUUCAAGGCACAAGGGAUCCAAUUUGUGCCAUAACUGCAUCUGAUAAGACAUUGAUUGUGAGUCGUGAAUCUGGCACCAUUCAGAGAUACAGUCUUCCUAAUGUUGGUUUGAUUCAAAAAUACUCCCUUAAUUGUCGAGCCUACCAGUUGUCCUUGAAUUGCAACUCCAGUCGUCUUGCUAUCAUAGACAUCUCAGGAGUUCUGACCUUCUUUGACUUGGAUGCUCGGGUAACAGACAGCACAGGACAGCAAGUUAUUGGCGAGUUGUUAAAAUUGGAGCGAAAAGAUGUCUGGGAUAUGAAGUGGGCCAAAGAUAAUCCUGAUUUGUUUGCAAUGAUGGAGAAGACAAGAAUGUAUGUUUUCAGAAACUUGGAUCCUGAGGAACCCAUUCAGACUUCUGGAUAUAUUUGUAAUUUUGAGGAUUUAGAAAUUAAAUCUGUUCUUUUGGAUGAGAUAUUAAAGAAUCCAGAAUAUCCAAACAAGGAUUAUAUCAUUAACUUUGAGAUUCGGUCCCUGAGAGAUAGCCGAGCACUGAUUGAGAAGGUUGGAAUUGAGGAUGCAUCUCAGUUCAUAGAGGAUAAUCCACACCCCCGACUUUGGCGUCUACUGGCUGAAGCAGGUCUUCAGAAACUGGAUUUGCACACUGCAGAGCAAGCGUUUGUGCGCUGCAAAGAUUACCAAGGCAUUAAGUUUGUGAAGCGCCUGGGUAACCUGCAGAGUGAGUCCAUGAAGCAGGCGGAAGUGGCUGCCUACUUUGGCAGGUUCGAAGAGGCUGAAAGGAUGUAUCUCCAUAUGGACAGAAGAGAUCUGGCUAUUGGCCUCCGGCUGAAGUUGGGAGAUUGGUUUCGAGUACUCCAGCUCCUGAAAACUGGAUCUGGUGAUGCGGAUGACAGUCUCCUUGAACAAGCCCACAAUGCCAUCGGAGACUACUUUGCUGAUCGGCAAAAGUGGUUGAAUGCUGUACAAUAUUAUGUACAAGGCCGAAACCAGGAACGCUUAGCUGAGUGUUAUUAUAUGUUAGAGGAUUAUGAGGGAUUGGAGAAUCUUGCCAAUUCACUUCCAGAAAACCACAAGUUGCUUCCAGAAAUAGCACAAAUGUUUGUGAGAGCUGGAAUGUGUGAACAAGCAGUGACUGCGUUUUUGAAAUGUAAUCAACCAAAGGCAGCAGUGGAUACCUGUGUACAUCUCAACCGAUGGAACAAAGCUGUUGAAUUGGCUAAAAGUCAUAAUAUGAAGGAAAUUGGUUCCCUGUUAGCGAGGUAUGCAUCUCAUUUAUUGGAAAAGAAUAAAAUUCUUGAUGCCAUAGAACUCUAUCGGAAAGCCAGUUACUUUUAUGAUGCUGCUAAGCUGAUGUUUAAGAUUGCAGAUGAAGAGGCAAAGAAAAGAACUAAACCUUUACGUGUUAAGAAGCUCUAUGUACUAUCAGCUUUACUUAUAGAGCAGUACCAUGAACAAAUGAAAAAUGCCCAACGAGGAAAAGUUAAAGGAAAGAGCUCAGAGGCCAGUUCUGCUUUGGCUGGUUUGCUGGAAGAAGAAGUUCUGUCUACAACUAGUCGUUUCACAGAUAAUGCUUGGAGAGGGGCUGAGGCUUACCACUUCUUCAUCCUGGCGCAGAGGCAGCUCUACGAGGGCUAUGUUGACAGUGCAUUAAAGACAGCUCUUCACCUGAGAGACUAUGAAGACAUUAUCCCUGCCGUUGAGAUCUACUCUCUGUUAGCACUCUGUGCGUGUGCCAGUAGGGCUUUUGGCACUUGUUCAAAAGCUUUUAUUAAACUCGAAUCUUUAGAGACCCUCAGUUCAGAACAGAAACAGCAAUAUGAAGAUCUUGCUCUAGAAAUCUUCACCAAACAUACUCCAAAAGAUAACAGAAAAUCUGAAUUGGACAGCCUUCUUGAAGGAGGGGAAGGGAAGCUGCCGACAUGUGUUGCCACAGGAAACCCGGUCACUGAAUAUCAAUUCUGGACGUGCAACGUGUGCAAGCACUGUGUCCAGGCUCAGGAAAUAAGUAACUAUAACUUCUGUCCCUUAUGCCAUAGUGCAGUGGGAUGAAGAAAUGACAAGCUGCCUAUAAUAGGAAUGUUUAUAUAACAAUGUUGACUUUAUGUAAAUAAGCAUCAUUAUUUCAGUUGUAUUUUUAUAAAAAUUUUCUAUAUAUAUAUAAAAUACAUAAUAUAUACAUAUAUAAAAUUUUGUGUAAAAAUACAACCAUGAAAUAAUGAUGCUGAUUGUCAUAUAAAUGUAUGGCAAUGGACCAUAUUGUCUGCCUGUCUGUCUUAUUUAUCUAUCUAUCUGUCUAUUUAUCUAUCUUGUGGUUGGUUAUAUGAUACUAUGGAAAUAUUCCAAAUAAGAAAAUUUUUCUCACAGUGUCACGGUUACUAGCAGGGAGGGAUGGGGGAAACAUGGGAAUGGGGCAAAGUUGAAUUUAGGGAACUGACAUAACCUGUAUUAGACAGAGGUUAAACAGUUGAAAUACCAAAAUGAGUACUGUCUCUAGCUGUGUUUAAUUAAAUAAGCAUUGAAAGUCUUCUCUAUUUUAUUUUCAGAAGUGAAGGCAUUUUAAGACAUUGUUUUUUACAAUUUGAAUUGUUUCUAAUAGCUUAAUUUUUAUAUAGCUUUUCCUUUUUAAUCUACCCUUUUAGUUUCAUCUAAGAGAUGACAUUUGGCACUUUACUCUUCAUAUUAUUGUGCCGAACACUUAGCUCUAUAUAAUGAUAUACAUUUAUACAAAAACAUCUAGUUUGUAGCUGUAGUUUUACUUGAAACAUUGUCACCAAGCUGGAUCCUUUCUUUAAACAACUCUUGGGUUGUGGGGAGUGAUUCUCAAUAUGCAUCUGUUUUGACUUACUGUCAUUAAUUUAAAAAAGAAAAAUUGUAAUCAGUAAUGGGUAAUUUCUUACCUGUUUUAUGUAGCUAAUAAUGUUCUCCAUUUCUCACGAUCUUACUUCCUCUCAUUUUAUGGUUUCAGGCCAGACUUAAGCACUAUUCCGUCAAGAUUAUUUGGUGAAGUUUGGCUGAUAUUUAGCAGAGGCAACAAAGAGAAAUAUGCAAGGUUGUUAUUGCAGCUUCAAUACUUAGGUUAGUUAACUCUCUCAAUGUGAUAUGUUUCUGGUCCUUUAGAGCCAAGUUAAGCCUGAUGCAGAUGGAGAAUAGUGAGCUAUGAGAAGAGGUUUAGAGCUUAAAUGAGUUCAUUAUAGAUAGCAAGCUCCUGUGCCUAAAUAAAAUGAGAAGACCAGAAAUCUUCGAAGUCUCUGACUGUGUUCACGUGCCUUGUGGGAAGUUACCUUGAUACAAUGGUAGCCUCCAAAUACACUACCAAGCAAGCCAUUCCAGAGGUCAUGGAACAGAAAGGGGUUACAAGCUCAAAUCACAUGGUUUAUUGAAUCAACUUGAAAUAUACAGUGAAGAACAAGGAGAAAGUGAUGGGAUAGAUUAAUACUAUUAGUAUAGGAUGCCAGUCAGGUAGAGAGAGUACAGUUCCUGAUUCCUGAGUUAUAUACUGUUCUUAUGUCCUGACUCUUACUCUGCCUCAUCACCUUCCCCUUGAUAGUGUGGCUAGGAAGAGGACCAGAGCUGAGAUUUGAGCCAGGGGACCCGAUCGAAUGGAGUGUGCCCAAGGCCAGUGAGGCACAUUUGCUCAAUAGAAAAGGCAGUUUUACCUGGUCAUAGCUGUAGGUGCCAAUGAGCCUGCUGAGCAGUUGUGGAUUCAGUUGUAUUUCCUGGGCAGAGGACAGACCAGAAUAAGUGUCAUCAGUGGGUAAUUGAAUUAAGACCUCCCACAUAUUGAGCACUUGAUAAGUCUUAUGCAUACCUAGUGUGCCGUGAAUAUUUAGUGCCUUGGUUGCCUUUUGUAUUUUUAGUGCCUUGUCAAUAUUAGGUGUAGUCACACAUAUAUGCUCUAUUUACUUUGUCUAACAUGUCUCAUAAGUUUCUAACUUAUCUAAGUUUAAGACAGUGAAUUUCAUCUAUCUCAUUUGUUUUUGUCUAUAACAGAAUGCAGUAUUCCCCCAAAUCAGAAAACAACAUCCUAACUAAGAUAUCAGCCCUAGGGAAUAUAUCUCCUGUUGAACUUAAUUACAUCUUCCCACAAGACUUUCUCUUUUCAGGAAUGAAACUAUUCUCUGCUUCAUCAAUGAGAGAGAAGUUUUCAGGGAUGUAGGUUUAGGAAUUCCUGCAGGACUGCACGUUCAGAGUUGUGAUUCUUGGUCCAUGGUCUAAUGCCUGAAUAUCUCUUCUUUCCCUUUCUCAUCCCAGAAAUCGGCUGAGAACUCAAAAGUUAGAUUGUCAUUCUCUAGCCCUUACUGUUACUUGUUGAUUACACUCCCAUUUGCUUCAAUUCCAAAAUCAGCUGUUGACUCCUCAGACUUUUCCUAACAUAUCUUAUGGGAACUCUCUUUUGGAGCCUUCUCAUUUGCCACUAAUUCCUUGCUACCUGAGCGCUAGAAUAUUUCCUCCAACUAAUUAUUUCAGAUAGAUCCCGAGUUGUUGUCACUACUUCUUGUUCAGUUUAAUCAAGAAACCAAAAUCUCUAAAAACAACCUCUCAUACCUUGUAGACCUAGAUUAUCACAUAUGUAUAUGUGUGUAUGUAUGUAUAUAUACUUAUACACAUACAUAUACCCACAUGCAUAUACAUAUAUAUAUAUAUAUAUAUAUAUGUACACACACAGACAUAUCUUUCCAACUACUGUAAAAGCUUAUGACUAUUUGGGAUUUAUAUCUGUGAAUGUUUUAGGGAUCUGCUGUGAUGUCUUGGGGACAGACCUUUGUCCUGCUUGAAAAUUGGUUUUAUUCAACAUGAAGGAAAUUUCAGGAUAACAACACCAACAAAUUCUCCCCUGAUUAAAGGGGCAGUGAGAAGCAAAAUUGUCUAUAUAUAACAAAUACUUGGAGAGAAUUUGGAUAGACAGAAUGAGGCAGUAUAUUGAAGACAUUAUAAUCAAUGUUGUUCUCUUCUUGUAAUAAACAUGAGCUGACUCCCUUUAAGUAAUGCUUUUCUUUAUCAUAAAAUUUGGCCUGAAUUAUGUUAAGUUUCAAAGUAGCAUGGUAGGCCGAACUAUUGAGAUGAUUGAACUGAUUGAUAAAGCUAUACAAAUAAGCAGUGUGCUAACAAGCAGCGUAGCAUCGUUGACCUGCUGUCAUGCACAAAUGCUAAUUUUAUUUUAUAUAUGUAUUAUAUAUAUAUAUAUUACAUACAUGUUUUUGCUAACAUACACUUUGAAAUUAUCUUUUUGUAUUCUAAGAGCUGAGAUCUUAGGUUUUAUGUGGCAUUAGUGAAAAAACAUAAAAAUAAUAAAUGUUGAGGUAAAAAUUGUAUUUAUCCUGUUUUCUUUAUCUAUAACUCAUGCUAACAUGGUAUUUGUCUUGUUUUGAUUUAAAUAUUUUGAUGGGGGUUGGGUCGAAGGGUAUUGGGCUCCAGAGUGGAUAAGGGGAGAUAGGGACGGGAGGUACAGUAGUUGUACAAUAUCACUUUUGCUACCUAUAGGAAAACAACAACAACUUAUUAAAGAUACUAGGCAAAUGUCUGAUGACUGGAGGUUGCAGUGAAUUACUCCUUAAAGAUCAUACAGAGUUCACAUUUAGAAAUGGGGGAAACAUUGUUCCCAGAUUUUUAAUGGAAAAUCAAGAGUACCUAAUUUGAUGAUGUU